Rotaria sordida is the source of this 236-nucleotide messenger RNA. NCBI's taxonomy places the organism in Eukaryota, Metazoa, Rotifera, Eurotatoria, Philodinida, Philodinidae. The record is from the annotation of a GenBank genome assembly.
AUGCUUAGAGAUGCUUGUAUUCCAAAUCCUUGUUUGAAUGGUGGAGCUUGUAUACCAAAUGGAUUUGGUGGAUUUACUUGUCAAUGUCCACCAGGAUUUAGUGGUCAAAGAUGUGAAGAUCGUGAUCCUUGUGCUUCUCAACCAUGCAUGAAUCAAGGCAAUUGUAUACGAGAUAAUGGUGGUUUUCGCUGUGUUUGUCCAUCAGGAUAUUCAGGAAGUCGAUGUGAAAUUCGUGA